UUUAAGAAGUCUAAAACCAUACUGAGCACUGAGCAGAGCUCCCACACCCAAAUUACAUAUAAACCAAAAUAAAACAUGAUCUACAGCUUCACUAGUAAAACGGGGCGUAGUGAAUGGCUCGGUGGUUGCAGCCUGCAGGCGUAAUAAAACGGAUGCCGGUGAUAAUGUUGGAGAGAUAUCUAGAAAGAGGCAGACAGAGAGUCGGAAAGAAAGACCCAAAAAAUUGAGAGAAAAACUGUAGUUGACGUGGGUGGUUUUUAACCUUUGGAUGUGUUAUCAGCCACGUGUCACUCAUAUAGACAAAAAAGAGAAAACCUGAGGAUUCCAAACGGGAGGGGAGCCGGACCCAAAACAUGUUUGCGAAAAUGACUCAGUGGAGUUGGUAAAGCACCCUUGUACUGUACACCUUCCAAAUGAACAGCUUUACUCAUUGAGGAAGCUGUGCCCAGUGCCCACUUCACCCCCAGCCAUAGAGACUGAUUCCCGGUCGCAUUAAUUCCAAGGUUCUCUCCACUUGAUUCACUCACCUGCUGCAGUGUCCUCAAUAGCAGUAAACAGUCUGUGUCACAGUGUCGUCCUUACAGGUACAUUGUUGUCAACUAUGUUCCACACCCGUUACCAUGUAUGCAACGUUUUCCACAACUUUUGACAAUUAAUGAAUUUUUAUUUUUUAUUAUGUAAGUCAUUUGUUGUAAACAUCUCUAGUAACAACAUUUUUCACAGCAAGUUUCAUGACAGGUUAUUAAUACUUCUGUGACACUACUUUAUUAUUCACUAUAUUGUUUGUUGUAACUCUAACCUUAUUGAUUUCUUUGAUUUGAUUCAUCUCGAGAGUUUUCCUUGUCUUAUUUGUUAAGGGCCUCAAAACAUGUUCACGUCAAGGCCACUAUGUCAGAACCGCAAUUCUGUAGUAAACCAAGUAGUAGCUGCUAUUAUCAAAAACCGACCCUUUGAUGCCCAGCUCGCUGCCUCAACCACCACUCAACCAUGGACCGUGGAAUCAGUUUCCCAAGUCCUAAGGUCUAUACCGAGGUUCCUCUUCCAAUCCCCUCGCUCCAUUGGUCGCCAAACAGGUUUCCGACACCGUGCACCUUUGAAACAACGUAAACUCAAAGAAGAAUCCUAUAAACAACACAACAAUGUUCUUGUUCUUGGCCCUGCUGCUCACAGAGACCCCCAGAAGGUCAGCUUAGGAUUGGACAAAGCAAUGGAGUUCUACUACUGGGUUGAGAACCAUUUUGGGUUUGCCCACAACGAGAUUACUUGUAAAGAGAUGGCCUGUGUGUUGGCCAAAGGGAAUAGAUUGAAAGCUCUUUGGGAAUUUUUGAAUGAAAUGUCAAGGAGAGGGAAUGGUGGGCUUGUGACCACCGCUACUGUUACCUGUUUGAUAAAAGUUCUAGGAGAGGAAGGGUUGGUCAAUGAAGCAUUGGCUGCAUUUUAUAGGAUGAAGCAGUUACAUUGUAAACCGGAUGUUUAUGCAUAUAACACGAUUAUUUAUGCUCUUUGUAGAGUAGGGAACUUCAAGAAGGCAAGGUUUUUGUUGGAGCAGAUGGAAUUGCCGGGUUUUAGAUGCCCACCUGAUACAUAUACGUACACAAUAUUGAUUAGUUCUUAUUGUAAGUAUAGCUUGCAAACUGGGUGUAGGAAGGCCAUUAGGAAAAGGAUGUGGGAAGCAAACCAUUUGUUUCGGAUUAUGCUUUUCAAGGGAUUUGUUCCUGAUGUUGUGACGUACAAUUCUUUGAUUAAUGGUUGUUGCAAAACUUACCGGAUUGAGAGGGCUUUGGAGUUGUUUCAAGAUAUGAAUGAAAGGGGUUGUAUUCCCAACCAGGUUACUUAUAAUUCUUUUAUUAGAUACUAUAGUGCAGUAAAUGAAAUUGAUAAGGCUGUUGAGAUGCUAAGGAAGAUGCAAGAAAGGAAUCAUGGAAUGCCUACUUCAAGUUCAUAUACCCCAAUUAUACAUGCUCUCUGUGAAGCAGGAAGGGUUUUGGAGGCCCGGAAUUUUCUUGUUGAGUUGGUUGAUGGAGGUUCGAUACCUAGAGAAUAUACUUAUAAAUUAGUCUGUGAUACUUUGAACUCUGGGGAGAAGACCAACUUGCUUGAUGAAGAACUGCAUAAGAGAAUAAACGAAGGUAUAGAAAAGAGAUAUAUGCAAGUAAUGAAGGUAAAGCCAAUUAUGACCCGCAAAGGAUAUCUUAGUGUGGUUGAAGUAUGACAUGGAGGAGAAAUGGUUAUGGUCCUGUGUAAAGAUUUUUGUAGAACAAGAAGAACUUUUGUGGGCAUUUGGGCAUUUUUCUGUUGAGAAUUCGUAUAGUUACAUUAUAUUUGUUUUCUAUAUUUUUGUUUGGUCUGGAUUGUAACUUUCUGUUUACUCAAAUUUUUAUAUUGUCUACCUACAUCAAAUUUUAGGCAUAUUAUUUUUAGUUUUCACUGACGCCUAUCAAUUCCCUGUAUUUUGAGUUCAUGAUAUAUUGCCUUAUAUAGUGUUCUGUCCAUUCCACAA
Quercus lobata is the source of this 2500-nucleotide messenger RNA. RefSeq names its product Pentatricopeptide repeat (PPR) superfamily protein. Lineage: Eukaryota; Viridiplantae; Streptophyta; Magnoliopsida; Fagales; Fagaceae. The transcript is spliced from 2 exons. The record is from RefSeq and is a predicted model, not a curated record. Bases 869 to 2212 code for a protein of 447 amino acids. Gene Ontology annotation, molecular function: protein binding.